Molecule: messenger RNA, 716 nt
Organism: Camponotus floridanus (Florida carpenter ant)
Lineage: Eukaryota; Metazoa; Arthropoda; Insecta; Hymenoptera; Formicidae
Exons: 2
Coding region: 168-497 (109 amino acids)
Source: RefSeq, a predicted model, not a curated record
UGGGAUAAGCAUGGUGCAAGAAGUAGCCAGAAGUAAUUGUCGGUUAUUCUCAGAGAGACUAGAAAGCUGUGGCCAAGCGAAACGUAUAAAACGGCAGCAACGAAACCCCUCACUUUAGUUCGACAGACCGAACUGCUAGCUUGCUCUCAAUUCAUCACGAGAGGACGAUGAAUAAUUUGGGUAUCAUUUUGAUGUUGCUGUGCUCCUUUUAUGGCGUACUAGGAGGUCGACGUUACAUUGCAAUUCCCGUCGACGGUAUCGAGGGUAUCGAUGUCAUCGAGGUGAGCCCAAUCACAGCCUCGUUGUCGAGGGUGGCUCGACAAACGGAGGCAUACGUGCCAGUCGCCGUACCUAGCAUAGUUCAUCAGGAUGAUUCGAGAGAACACCGUCCUGAGCGAUCAGUCACACACAUUUUGGAUUACGUCGAUUUCGGAGGGCAGACCGGUUCCAACGGAGCCUUCAGCUGGUACGCCGACUAUCCGGCUCAUCAUUUAUAAUUACUUCGCUUUAUCGAAAUUAAAUAAAAGAGAAAGCGAAUUCUGAAUCGUAAUUAAAAGUAUAAUUGUACAAUGAUCAAGAUUGCACGAAUGAAAGUAAUUGUUGGAAGUGUGAAAGAUGAAAAGGGAGAUUUAUAUACUUAAUACAAAAAGAUGAAAUUAUCCGUAUUCUAAUUUAAAUAAAUUCGAAUAUCUAAGGAUCUAAGAACUUUACAAUCU